Scophthalmus maximus (turbot) is the source of this 1492-nucleotide messenger RNA. Its product is annotated as MKRN2 opposite strand protein. The transcript is spliced from 4 exons. Bases 274 to 924 code for a protein of 216 amino acids. The record is from RefSeq and is a predicted model, not a curated record. Lineage: Eukaryota; Metazoa; Chordata; Actinopteri; Pleuronectiformes; Scophthalmidae.
UGGUCCAAAGGUCACCUGUUCAGAUCGAAGCAGCAACAGGCGAGCUGGGUCAUGUGACGCACUGGCUGACAGCAGAGACAACAUGAUUGGCUGGAGCUGGGGUUAGGAUGUAAUCUAAUAGGCUGCAACCUGGCAACCAGGUGUGACACGGAGGAAGAGAGAAGAAACACACUGAAGACAAGAAGUCAGAGAGGAGCGGACGGAGAAAAAACGAAGACAGAACAACUGGACAAGAAAGACUAGGAAGAGGAAGAGGAGGAGGAAGAGUAGGCGAUGGAGCGCAGUGUGAUCCGGCUGAUUCACUGUCAGAAGGACAUCUUCUGCUUCUCGGUGCCGGAGGAGUGUCCGAGCUGUGGGGAGGAGCUGAGGGGGAGCAGACUGCAGGAGGCGCCGGUCAGUCUGCCCUCCCCCUUCACCAACGGACACAAGAGCUCCUGCUGCCUGCUGGUCGCACCUGCACACGACAACCAGAACAGAGAGUUUGAUGGGACAUCAGAUCUGCACACUGGCAUCUCCAACACCAAAGGAGUUGUGUUCAACUACACACAGGAUGGGGUCCGUAGGGACCAGAGUGGGUGGGAGCACUGCGUCAGUGUUCCUCUGGUCCGACCUGACACGUUCCACCUGCUGGCUCAGUGGGACCAGUACAUGGACCGCUUCUCGGAUGCACCCACAUGGGACCCUGCAUGGCACAGGUUCGAUAAGGACGACCAUAAUUGCUUCAGUUUCUGUCUUCGCUACGUGAACAGCGUCCUGGCGGCGGAGGGGCGCAGUGCUCUGACCAGAGAGACCUUCACUCACAGCUUCAUCCUGCCAAGGAUGAAGAGAGUCUCAAAAUACACCACAGUGUACCAACACAUCCAGAGACACCAGUACUACGUGGUGGACAGACAGGAGGAUGUUACCACCAGUGUUGGGCAGUAGCCUAAUAUGAUUACUUUUUUCAGUACCAGUAGUGUGAGGGAUUACAAUCUGAUUUUACACUUCUAAAAGCGUAGAUUUUCAAUUGGGUUAGGGUUCGUUCACUACAUCCUGACAACCUCUCUUCUUUCGCUUUUCCUCCAAAUUUUAAUAGGGAGGAAUAGAGGAAACGGAAAUAUGAAUCUGUUGUACGACCAAUCACAUUGCGAUCUCUUAUCGUGUUGUGGCCCUACAACACGACCGUAACCAUAGCUCCAUAACUCUGAGGAUGCUGAAACAUGAGAUGAGGAAACAGGUUAAUUCAAGACUUUCAAAGUUAGAGCUGCUUCUCUGAGCCGUGACUGACUGCUGCAGAACACAAGACAUCAGACAACAUGAAGUCUAGAUGUGAGCACUACACGUUGUGUGCGUGUAUGUGUGUGUGUGCGUGUGUGUGUGUGUGUACACACCAGGACAAGUCUUUGUUUGUUUGUUUGUUCUUCUCUGUGUCUCAUGUCUGUCUGUGUAAUAAACUGUCACUGUUUUGUAAUAAAUGGCAACAUCAUUAAAGUACAAUAGCAUUACAAUUUUC